UCCCCGUGUUUCUCGGAGGCAAAGCGGGAGGGAUUGACCCCCUCCCCCGAGCCUCUCAGUCCCCCUACUACGUCGCCUCCAUAGCCUGCGAAGGAGCGGGGACCGCGCGCAUCGCAGCGCAUCGCCUCACAGCGGAACGCCGCGCACUCGGAGCCGGCACGGCUCGGCGGGUUUUGGUUUUUGCACUGAAUGUAGUCUAGACUCGUCCUCACGGGCUUGUGUUGCCCCAGGAUACUGUCAAAGGCAGUAUUUGUGUGUUUCUGCAGAGUUUUGCACAGAGUCUGUUCCCAUGCAGACCAAUGAGGGAGAAGUAUCGGAAGAAAGCAGUUCCAAGGUGGAACAGGAGGAUUUUGUAAUGGAAGGGCAUGGCAAGACUCCACCCCCUGGUGAAGAAAGCAAACAAGAGAAGGAGCAAGAAAGGGAAGAACAGUUAAUGGAAGACAAGAAAAGGAAGAAAGAGGAUAAAAAGAAAAAAGAAGCCACUCAGAAGGUCACGGAACAAAAAACCAAAGUGCCCGAAGUGACGAAACCAAGUUUAAGCCAACCAACGGCCGCCAGCCCAAUUGGCAGCUCUCCAUCGCCACCAGUCAAUGGUGGCAACAAUGCCAAAAGGGUGGCAGUGCCGAACGGACAACCGCCAAGCGCCGCCCGCUACAUGCCUCGGGAGGUGCCGCCGCGAUUCCGUUGCCAGCAGGACCACAAAGUGUUACUAAAACGUGGGCAGCCCCCUCCACCGUCCUGCAUGCUCCUCGGGGGCGGGGCAGGGCCUCCUCCCUCCACGGCGCCCGGAGCAAACCCCAACAACGCACAAGUGACAGGAGCGCUGCUGCAGAGCGAGGGUGGGGCCGCACCAGAGUCAACCCUUGGAGGUGCUGCUGCUUCAAAUUAUGCAAAUUCCACUUGGGGCCCGGGAGCCUCCUCCAACAGCGGCGCCUCCCCCAACCCCAUUCACAUCUGGGACAAGGUGAUUGUAGACGGGUCUGACAUGGAAGAGUGGCCUUGCAUUGCCAGCAAAGACACUGAGUCUUCUUCCGAAAACACCACCGAUAACAACAGUGCCUCGAACCCUGGCUCUGAGAAGAGCACUCUGCCAGGAAGCACCACUAGUAACAAAGGAAAAGGGAGCCAGUGCCAGUCUGCAAGUUCCGGGAACGAAUGUAACCUUGGGGUCUGGAAAUCUGACCCUAAGGCUAAAUCUGUUCAAUCUUCCAAUUCUACUACGGAGAGCAACAAUGGACUAGGAAACUGGAGGAAUGUGAGUGGUCAGGAGAGAAUUGGACCUGGCUCUGGCUUCAGCAACUUUAACCCAAAUAGCAACCCAUCUGCCUGGCCAGCACUGGUCCAAGAAGGAAAUUCUAGGAAAGGGGCAUUGGAAACGGAGACUAGUAAUUCCAGUGCACAGGUUAGCACAGUAGGUCAGGCAUCCAGGGAACAGCAGUCAAAGAUGGAAAAUGCGGGUGUUAAUUUUGUUGUCUCUGGCAGAGAGCAGGCUCAAAUUCAUAACACUGAUGGACCAAAAAAUGGAAACACUAACUCCUUGAACUCAAGUUCACCAAACCCCAUGGAGAAUAAGGGAAUGCCCUUUGGGAUGGGCUUGGGGAACGCCUCCAGGAGCACUGAUGCCCCUUCACAAAGCACUGGAGAUCGAAAGACUGGGAGUGUUGGAUCUUGGGGUGCAGCUAGGGGGCCUUCUGGAACUGACACAGCCUCUGGACAAAGCAAUUCUGGAAACAAUGGGAACAAUGGAAAGGAGAGAGAGGACUCCUGGAAGGGAGCUCCUGUUCAGAAAUCAACCGGGUCAAAAAGUGACUCUUGGGACAACAAUAACAGGUCUACGGGUGGGUCCUGGAACUUUGGCCCUCAGGACUCUAAUGACAACAAAUGGGGUGAAGGGAACAAAAUGACAUCCGGGGUCUCUCAGGGAGAAUGGAAACAGCCGACUGGGUCUGAUGAGUUGAAAAUUGGAGAAUGGAGUGGUCCAAACCAACCAAAUUCUAGCACUGGAGCAUGGGACAAUCAGAAGGGCCACCCCCUCCCUGAAAACCAAGGCAAUGCCCAGGCUCCCUGUUGGGGAAGAUCUUCCAGCUCCACGGGAAGUGAAGUUGGAGGUCAAAGCACUGGAAGCAACCACAAAGCAGGAAGUAGUGACAGUCAUAAUUCUGGCCGUCGGUCGUACCGGCCCACACAUCCUGAUUGUCAGGCUGUCUUGCAGACUCUUUUGAGCCGAACUGAUUUGGACCCCAGGGUGCUCUCAAACACUGGCUGGGGCCAAACUCAAAUUAAGCAAGACACGGUGUGGGACAUUGAAGAGGUGCCAAGGCCCGAGGGGAAGUCUGACAAAGGGACUGAGGGGUGGGAGAGCGCUGCCACACAGACCAAGAGCUCAGGGGGCUGGGGAGACGCGCCCAGCCAAAGCAAUCAGAUGAAGUCUGGAUGGGGAGAGCUCUCAGCCUCUGCAGAGUGGAAAGACCCCAAGAACACAGGAGGCUGGAACGACUAUAAGAACAACAACUCUUCCAACUGGGGAGGGGGACGACCGGACGAGAAGACAUCUUCCUCUUGGAACGAGAACUCCAGCAAGGAUCAGGGGUGGGGAGGUGGACGCCAGCCCAACCAAGGAUGGACUUCUGGAAAGAAUGGUUGGGGAGAGGAGGUUGAUCAGGCAAAAACCAGCAAUUGGGAAAAUGCUGCAAGUAAACCUGUGUCCGGGUGGGGCGAAGGUGGGCAGAGUGAAAUUGGGACUUGGGGGAGCGGUGGGAACGCAAGCCUGGCUUCCAAAGGCGGGUGGGAAGAUUGCAAAAGGUCUCCGGCGUGGACGGAGACAGGCAGACAGCCCGGUUCCUGGAACAAACAGCACCAACAGCAGCAGCCGCCGCAGCAGCUACCACCACCACAACCCGAGGCCUCUGGCUCCUGGGGAGGCCCAGCCCCACCACCUCCAGGCAACGGACGACCUUCCAAUUCCAACUGGAGCAGCGGGCCGCAGCCAGUAACCCCCAAGGACGAGGAACCCAGCGGUUGGGAAGAGCCAUCCCCACAGUCGAUCAGUCGGAAGAUGGACAUUGACGAUGGCACUUCCGCAUGGGGAGACCCCAACAGUUACAACUACAAGAAUGUGAAUCUGUGGGAUAAGAAUUCCCAAGGGGGCCCAGCACCUCGAGAAGCAAACCUGCCUACCCCGAUGACCGGCAAAUCAGCAUCAGUCUGGAGCAAAAGCACACCAUCUGCUCCAGAUAAUGGUACUUCAGCGUGGGGUGAGCCAAACGAGAGCAGUCCUGGGUGGGGCGAGAUGGAUGAGACGGGAGCAUCGACAACAGGCUGGGGGACUGCACCCUCCAGUGCUCCAAAUGCCAUGAAACCUAAUUCCAAAUCUAUGCAAGAUGGCUGGGGGGAGAAUGAUGGGCCAGUGGCAGGAACUCGCCAUCCCAGCUGGGAAGAGGAGGAUGAUGGAGGAGUCUGGAACACUGCCGGCUCUCAGGGAAGCACUUCCUCCCACAACUCAGCAAGCUGGGGACAAGGAGGAAAGAAACAAAUGAAGUGCUCACUCAAAGGAGGAAACAGUGAUUCAUGGAUGAAUCCUCUUGCCAAACAGUUUUCAAAUAUGGGAUUGCUGAGUCAAACUGAAGAUAAUCCAAGUAGCAAAAUGGAUUUGUCUGUAGGGAGCCUUCCAGAUAAAAAAUUUGAUGUGGACAAGCGAGCAAUGAAUCUCGGGGAUUUUAAUGAUAUCAUGAGGAAGGAUCGAUCUGGGUUCCGUCCACCUAAUUCCAAAGACAUGGGAACCACAGAUAGUGGGCCUUAUUUUGAGAAGGGUGGCAAUCAUGGUUUGUUUGGAAAUAGCACAGCACAAUCGAGAGGCGUGCACACCCCCGUGCAGCCACUGAACUCUUCUCCUAAUCUCCGGGCGCAAGUGCCUCCCCAGUUCAUUUCCCCCCAGGUUUCUGCCUCAAUGCUUAAGCAGUUUCCCAACAGUGGCCUGAAUCCAGGUCUUUUCAACGUGGGGCCCCAGUUAUCUCCUCAACAAAUUGCCAUGCUGAGCCAGCUUCCACAGAUUCCCCAGUUUCAGUUGGCAUGUCAGCUUCUCCUGCAGCAGCAGCAACAGCAGCAGUUGUUACAAAACCAGAGGAAGCUUUCUCAAGCCGUUCGCCAGCAGCAGGAACAGCAGCUGGCUCGGAUGGUGAGUGCCCUCCAGCAGCAGCAGCAGCAACAGCAGCAGCAGCAGAGGCAGCCCAGCAUGAAGCAUUCGCCAUCUCAUCCCGUUGGGCCCAAGCCACAUCUGGACAACAUGGUACCCAACGCUCUGAAUGUGGGGCUCCCAGACCUUCAAACCAAAGGGCCAAUACCUGGAUAUGGUUCUGGCUUCAGCUCCGGAGGCAUGGACUACGGCAUGGUUGGUGGGAAGGAGGCUGGAACAGAGUCUCGCUUUAAACAGUGGACCUCCAUGAUGGAGGUGCCCUCUGUAGCCACACAGGAAGCCAAUAUGCACAAAAAUGUCGCUAUUGUGGCCCCUGGUAAGACCCGAGGAGGGUCACCAUACAACCAGUUUGACAUCAUCCCAGGGGACACACUGGGUGGCCAUACGGGUCCUGCUGGUGAUAGCUGGUUACCUGCCAAAUCUCCACCAACAAAUAAAAUCGGAAGUAAAUCUAGCAAUGCCAGUUGGCCUCCAGAAUUCCAACCAGGAGUGCCAUGGAAAGGUAUCCAAAACAUUGACCCUGAAUCUGACCCCUAUGUCACUCCAGGAAGUGUGCUGGGGGGUACAGCCACAUCUCCCAUUGUAGAUACUGACCACCAACUUCUGCGGGAUAACACCACAGGGUCUAAUUCUUCCCUCAACACCUCGCUGCCUUCACCUGGUGCCUGGCCCUACAGUGCCUCUGACAACUCCUUUACCAACGUUCAUAGCACUUCAGCAAAGUUUCCUGAUUACAAAUCAACAUGGUCCCCAGAUCCCAUAGGACACAACCCCACUCAUCUCUCCAACAAGAUGUGGAAAAACCAUAUUUCCUCAAGGAACACUACACCGCUGCCCCGCCCGCCUCCCGGUCUGACCAACCCCAAACCAUCAUCUCCCUGGAGCAGCACAGCACCCCGCUCAGUCAGGGGGUGGGGGACACAGGACUCACGGCUCGCCUCCGCCUCUACCUGGAGUGAUGGUGGUUCAGUUCGUCCUAGUUACUGGCUGGUUCUUCACAAUCUCACUCCACAGAUUGAUGGGUCAACCUUGAGAACCAUCUGCAUGCAGCAUGGCCCACUGCUGACAUUCCAUCUGAACCUAACCCAGGGCACUGCCCUGAUCCGAUACAGCACCAAACAGGAGGCGGCCAAGGCCCAGACUGCACUGCACAUGUGUGUGUUGGGAAACACUACCAUCCUGGCUGAGUUUGCCACUGAUGACGAAGUCAGCCGCUUUCUGGCACAAGCUCAGCCCCCUACACCUGCAGCAACCCCGAGUGCGCCCGCCGCGGGCUGGCAGUCCCUGGAGACUGGCCAGACGCAGUCAGAUCCCGUCGGACCUGCUCUGAAUCUUUUCGGUGGGUCCACAGGGCUCGGGCAGUGGAGCAGCAGUGCUGGUGGCAGCAGCGGGGCCGAUCUUGCCGGCGCUUCGUUGUGGGGCCCCCCCAACUACUCUUCUAGCUUGUGGGGAGUCCCGACCGUGGAAGACCCUCAUAGGAUGGGCAGCCCUGCUCCUUUACUACCUGGUGACCUUCUGGGAGGAGGGUCGGAUUCAAUCUGAACUUAGAACUUUCAACUCUGACCUCGUGACCUUUUUUGGAACAGCAGCAGCACUAACUUGACCUUUUCGUUUUUUUU
Messenger RNA from Budorcas taxicolor (takin), 5811 nucleotides. It is a transcript of the gene TNRC6B, whose product is annotated as trinucleotide repeat containing adaptor 6B. Lineage: Eukaryota; Metazoa; Chordata; Mammalia; Artiodactyla; Bovidae. The record is from RefSeq and is a predicted model, not a curated record. Gene Ontology annotation, molecular function: nucleic acid binding. Gene Ontology annotation, cellular component: P-body; nucleoplasm. Gene Ontology annotation, biological process: miRNA-mediated post-transcriptional gene silencing; positive regulation of nuclear-transcribed mRNA poly(A) tail shortening. The coding region runs from base 290 to 5734 and encodes 1814 amino acids. The transcript has 25 exons.